Messenger RNA from Acanthosepion pharaonis, 1236 nucleotides. The record is from the annotation of a GenBank genome assembly. Lineage: Eukaryota; Metazoa; Mollusca; Cephalopoda; Sepiida; Sepiidae.
AUGGGGAAGAAGGAAAAAAAUAUUUUCUUUUUUUUUUUUCGAUAUCUAUUUGCUCAACAUUUCUUUUAUUCCCGUCAAAGUCGGCAUGAUAACGGGGGUGGUGAGGUAAAUAGGAGGCCAGUGGGUAGGGAUUGGAGGGCGGGUAGCUUUCCUUUCUUCCAGUCUCUUUCACUUCUAAGCUUUUCGUCGUUCGUUAUAGUCAUUUCUCCAUCAUUCUUUCUCUUUUUAAUUGUCUUUCUUUCUUGCUUUCCUCGUCUCACUCUUUCUUUCUUUAUACUCUUCGUCUCUCUCUUUCUCGCUGUACUCGUCUGCCUCUUUCUUUCUUUACACAUCUUUUUUUCUCUUUACUUGUCUCUAUGCUUCUUCCUUCACGUGUCUCUUUCUUUCUUUCUUUACUCAUUUCUUUUUUCCUCUCUUUCUUUAUUAGCUCGUGCCCUCAAAAUACAUACUGUUGGUAAGACGAGAUUGCUAUUAAUUUUCUUUUUAUUUAAAAAAGAAGAAGCCAUUCCUCAUUCUUUUCAUUUUCCAAACUCUUUUAAACGUCUAUACUUUAAACACUUUCGAUAUUCUUUUCUUUCUCUCAUUACAAACGAGUCGAUUAUUUGUGCUAUCUUUCAUUCUCUUCCUACAAUUUGUCGAUUCCAUUUCUUUCUUUCUCUUCAUAUGUACCAUAUCCCCUUCAUAUCUAUCUAUCUAUCUAUCUAUCUAUCUACUCUUCCUUUCAUUCACUUUUCUUUUUUUCUUUCAUAUUUUCUUUCAUUUCUUGGAUCAUCUAUAUUUUUCUCUUCUUUCAUUAUUUCUGUUUUUUCACUUCCUCCCUUGUUACACUUUCACUUUCACUGUCUAUUUCUCUCUCUCUCUCUUUCUCUCUCUCUCUUUCUCUCUCUCUCUCUCUCUCUCUCUCUCUCUCUCAUUGCUUUGUCUGUUCGCACUAAUGGUGUUAGAUCUAUUACACAAGAAUUCCUUUCUUUCUUUCUUCUUCUUCUUCUCCUUUUUCUUCUUCUUUUUCUCCUUUUUCUUAUUUCUUCUUCUUCUUUUUUCUUGUUCUUCUUGUUCUUGUUCUUUUUCUUCUCCUUUCUUCUUUUUUUUCUUCUUCCUCUUCUUCUUUUUCUUCUUCUUCUUUUUCUUUUUCGUCUUCUUCUUCUUCUUCUUCUUUUUCUUCUCCUUUUCUUCUUCUUCUUGUUCUUGUUCUUCUCCUUCUUCUUCUUCUUCUUCUUCUUCUUCUUCUGUGCGUAG